AUGGAGGCCUGGAGCUCCUGGAGAUUUCCAUUGGGCGUCGAAGAGGACUGGGUCCGGGACGUGUUCCGAGAGGACCUAGUCGCCGUCGUCUCGGGGGUCGAUCUGGAACCAACCGUUCUCUCAGGUCGAACCGAGGCUCCCCGGAGGCACGCGGCCACUUCCGCAUCGCUACAUCCAUUGAUCACUAUAACCACGGCCCUAUUGACCUGCAACCCAGCCUCCCGGGAGGCGUCCGCGAUCCGCCAUACAUACUCCCUGACGAUUUCCGUAGACUUUCGCCUCCCGAGCCUCCACCCAGAUGACUGGUUCGCUUUCACGGCACCGUCGAGCCCACCAGUCCUGGACGGAAAGUACCCCACAGGAUGUCAGGCGGUCAUCGAAGAUUCGAACGUGCCGUUCCUUCAAGCCGCGCUGUCGCUGUUUGGCAUGGGCCAGUACGCCACGCACCACGCCACUCGUGCUGUGUACGCGACCACUGGCGUCAUGCAGGUGUCUCUGCUGUCGCUUGGCGCCCUGACCUUUGACUCGGAAGACGCGACGUUCAAGAAGAUCAAAAAGUCCAAGGUCAAAGCGGUAGCCACGUUGGGUGCCGUGGCGUUGUCGUUUCUCGGGCUGGGUUGUCUGGUGGAACUUUCCACGGGAUACAGCCAAUUCAUGGGCGCCGUCAUCACAGUUCUAGGCUUUGGUGGCAUCCGAAACUUGGUCCUACCGUACGUUGUGGGCAAAAAUUCCGAGUGCGUGUUCUUCCUCCUCCUUUUCGCUGGCACGUUGCUCGAUGGCUUUGACUCGGCAACGUCACCAGCCAUUGCAGCAGCAGUGGUAGCCAAACACGAGCAUCAGGACGAUCACAACCAUCACGCUGCUGCAUAG
Messenger RNA from Aphanomyces astaci, 870 nucleotides. RefSeq lists its product as hypothetical. Lineage: Eukaryota; Oomycota; Saprolegniomycetes; Saprolegniales; Verrucalvaceae. The transcript has 3 exons. The record is from RefSeq and is a predicted model, not a curated record. Bases 1 to 870 code for a protein of 289 amino acids.